Messenger RNA from Salvelinus namaycush (lake trout), 1985 nucleotides. RefSeq names its product eukaryotic translation initiation factor 2A-like. The record is from RefSeq and is a predicted model, not a curated record. The transcript has 14 exons. The coding region runs from base 58 to 1803 and encodes 581 amino acids. Gene Ontology annotation, cellular component: cytosolic small ribosomal subunit. Lineage: Eukaryota; Metazoa; Chordata; Actinopteri; Salmoniformes; Salmonidae. Gene Ontology annotation, molecular function: tRNA binding; translation initiation factor activity; mRNA binding. Gene Ontology annotation, biological process: translational initiation.
CUUUUUUCUUGAGACUUUGGCAUUUCCUUUUGCGGAUUAUUCUCUUUCCGGUACAUCAUGGCGCCCCCCACACCUCUCUUAGCAGUCCGGGGAUCUGACGGGACAGUGCUGCUCCGUGGACCACCAAACUGCGAGAAGCAUGCAGAUUUUCAAAGGGACCCUCGGCAAAGUAGAUAUGUUGCUUUCAGCAAGGAUGGGACAUUGUUUGCAUGGUGCAAUGGAGAGAAGGUCACUGUUGUGAAGGUUGCAGAUGGCUCACAAGUCAGGUCAUUUGACCUUCCAAAGACUUCAAUGUUGGGGUUCUCUCCGCUGAACACUGUACUGGCUACAUGGCAGGUUUAUAGCAAGACACAAGAAAACCCACAGGGAGAUGCCAACUUGCAGCUGUGGGAUUUGCAAACUGGGACCUGCCUCAAGGCUCUCUACCAUAAGAAGGUACAGGGAUGGUGUCCAAGCUGGUCAGAUGACGAGAAGAUUGCGGUCAGGAGUGUUAACAAUGAACUUCACUUUUUUGAGAACAACGAUUUUAACACCAUUGCCAAUAAGCUUCACUUGCAGAAGGUGUCCGAGUUUGUGCUAUCCCCGGGAAGUCAGCCUAGUAAGGUGGCUGUUUAUGUCCCUGGGAGCAAAGGUGCCCCCUCGUUUGUCCGGCUAUACCAGUACCCUAACUUUGGUGGCCCGACCUGUGCUCUGGCCAACAAGAGCUUCUUCAAGGCCGACAGGGUGACCAUGCUGUGGAACAAAAAAGCCACUGCGGUUCUGGUGCAGGCCAGCGUAGAGGUGGAUAAAACGGGGGCCUCAUACUACGGAGAACAGACUUUACACUACUUGGCCACCAACGGGGAGACUUCUGCGGUGCAGCUACAGAAGAACGGGCCCAUCUACGAUGUGGCAUGGAGCCCAAGCUCCACAGAGUUCUGCGUGGUCUAUGGCUUCAUGCCCGCCAAGGCUACUGUCUACAACCUCAAGUGCGACCCUGUCUUCGACUUCGGCACGGGUCCCCGCAAUGCUGUCUACUACAGCCCCCAGGGCCACAUCCUUGUCUUGGCUGGCUUCGGGAACCUGCGGGGCCAGAUGGAGGUGUGGGAUGUCAAGAAGUGGAAGCAGGUGUCCAAGCCCCAGGCGCCCGACUCCACCCACUUCGCCUGGUGCCCGGACGGUGAACACGUCGUCACGUCGACCUGUGCCCCCCGGCUACGUGUCAGCAACGGCUACAAGAUCUGGCACUACACCGGCACGGUUCUGUACAAGCAGGACACGCCGACGGGCACAGAGCUCUGGGAGACUGUGUGGCAGCCCUUCCCAGAUGGGACGUUCCCUGAGAGGCCGGUGAAGUACCAGGCAGCACCCAGCGAGCUGGGCAGCACAGAGGCCAAGCCAGCUCAGGCCUACCGCCCUCCUGCCCUACGGAAUAAACCAGUCACAGCCAGCUCCAAACUACAUGAAGAGGAGCCUCCACAGAACAUGAGGCCUGGCGCCACCGGGGACAAGCAGCUGUCCAAGACGGCUCUGAAGAACCAGAAAAAACGAGAGGCAAAGAAAGCAGCCAAACAGGAGAUAAACUCAGAUGCCCUUGAGCCCCAGUCAGAUCCCUCUCCAGCCAGCAGUGCUCAGCCUGAACUCUCCUGUGGCGACCCAGAGACGGACAAGAAGAUCAAGAACGUAAAGAAGAAACUGAAAGCUAUAGACGAGCUGAAAGCGCUGCAAGCAACUGGGAAACCCAUUCAAAAGAACCAGCUUGAAAAGAUGGAAAAGGAGGCUCAACUCAUGAAAGAGCUUGAGGAUCUUCAACUAGUAGUAUAAAAGAAAAUAUUCAAUUUGUUAAUGAAACACAACAUCCUUACCAUAUGAUCAAGAGCAUACCCAAAGCUAUCUAUAAUGGACACCCCCUCAAUCUACACACAAUACCCCAUAAUGACAAAGCAAAAACAGGUUUGACAUUUUUGUAAAUGUAUAAAAAAAAAUAAACCACAUUUACAUAAGUA